This is a messenger RNA of Solanum dulcamara, 3558 nucleotides long. RefSeq lists its product as uncharacterized. Lineage: Eukaryota; Viridiplantae; Streptophyta; Magnoliopsida; Solanales; Solanaceae. The coding region runs from base 1 to 3558 and encodes 1185 amino acids. The transcript is spliced from 5 exons. The record is from RefSeq and is a predicted model, not a curated record.
AUGGUAGUGAAAAAAGAAAUCAUAGUCCUUCAGAAGCUUAAUCCAGUGGCCCUGCCUCGAAUUAAGGUCUCUCUGGCUCAUAAUGUACUGAAGGCUCCUGUGAUCAGUGCAAAGCUUGCAUGGAACUCUAUACAGCUUAUGGCUGCUAUGGAGCCGGAUCCACCUCCGGACCUCCAAAAAUUUCCUUCAAAAGAUGGAGUGGUAGAUAUCGACGAGACGAAUCCAACGCAAAAGGAAUCGUCUCAAUCCGACAUCCGAAGCUCCGGGAAUGUUGAAAAAACAGCCGCGAUUACUGUUCAUCUUCUCCAAGAACAUGCUGCCGUUGAUCGAGAAAUCGAUUUUAAUUCAAAUUCUGUGAUUUGUUUUGAAAAAACACCAAUUGGGGAUGUUAGAGAAACAUCUAAUCUACAACAUAUCAGAAAUUCAAGUGAUUUCACCGUGGCAAUUGAGAGAAACGAAGCUGCGACUGUUCAGGGAAAUUCUGGCGAAUCGCCAGCCAAUCGGACUGCGAUUUGGACGUCUUACGGCGACAUUCGAGAUGGCGCACCACCUGGGUUUUGUAACCCACCUCGAGGCGCCCCUCAUACUAAAAGCCCAACUCCAUUGGACGACGGUGGCGCCGGCGAUACACUGUCGAAUUCCGACGUCGGAGUUCCGGCGACAUUCGAGCUUCCAGACCAAUGCCAUCUUGUAGAGGAGCUCAAUACGAGUACAAUCAUACAAAAAUCGCCACCAUCCUCUAAGUCAAACUUGUCGAAUAUCAAUUCGAAUAAUUCCGGCGGUGAGGCGAUUUCAGGCAGUGGCGGCGCCGCCGCAAGUGAUGGUGAAAACUCGAAAUUGUCAGUGGGUUUUGUGGAUGAUCAUACAAGGAACACCAUUAACCAAAAAGCCCCGUCAUCCACAACUCCUAACACUUUGAAUUUGGAAAUUAGGGUUGCACCACCACCUGCCGGAGGCGGCGCAGCGGCGGAGCCCCAAACUCAAAAUUGGCAAUGCCAAACUGCUCAACACAAUGAGGGGAGUCCACCAAUGCAAAAAGCCCCAUCAGGUAUGCCUCAUUUCAAUUCGAAUUUGACUUUUAGGGUUUCCAAUUUGUCUAGUACUGACACCAGUGGUAGCGCCGGAUCUCCGGCGACCGGAAAAAAUAUUUUUGAAUUGAAUUUUAAUCCCCAGCAUCAAACUAACCCACAAGAACAAAUAUUUUCCAAAAAAGAUCCCUCCAACAAUUCAAACGUCGAUUCUAGUCUUGAUCCUAAAGAAAAAACCACCGGAACCAUCUUUCCGGUGAACGCCCAAAAUAAGUCUCAAAGUAAAAGUAACCCUCAUACUCUUAGGAACGAAAUAAACCAAACAACACAAUUUUUAGGCACCUCCAACUCAAAUUCUAAAAUUCCAACUUGUGUCACUAGGGGCGAAAACAGUCUUAUCGUGCCCGAAGCUGUUUUGGUUGAUCGUAUCACCACCUUGGGCAAUCCUAGCACCUCCACUAAUCCUAAACAUACCAACCACCCUCCCGUUUCAGACUUUCCCCCCAUCUCAUCCAAUUUCCAAAAAUUUGACCCAAAAAACUCUAAAAAUCCGAUAGUGUCCUUUACCCCCAGUGCGCUACCUCCUAAGACUAAGUCCCCUAACAACCAACCCACCACCACAAAUCAUCCUCCACCCCCUAUAGCAAAGCAAUCCAUGGCCACAAGACUAAGAGCUAAACAAGCCGAGCAUACAACCAGAAUUGACCUAACACCUCCAAAAAGGGUGACAAAACAAGGUUGUCCAGCUAUCAUGUUUAAGAGAGAAGACUACAUGGUUAAGAUGGCUGAAUCAUGUAAGUAUACUCUCAUAGGCAAGUUCUACAGUCCAAUGCCCAAGAUGGAGGAAGAUGGCAGGACAUCGAAUAUGAAGAUGUCCCCCUUUACUGUACUUACUGCAAACACCAAGGUCAUACUCCUCUUGCUUGCCCCGUCAGCAGAAGAGAUACAGAACGCAACAAGGCCAAAGACAAGGAAGAAGAGCCAAAGAAAGAUGCGUCGCCAAAAAUCACAGCACGAGCAUCAACCAGGUAUUGACUCAAUGCUCCCAAUCCCCCAUGGCUCCCCCAGUAGUUUUAAUGUAUUGAAUGUUUUAACUGCUGCUGCUGAAGUAGUUAACGGAGGUGAGGAUGGUGGGAUUCAGGAGAAGCCAACUAACCUGCAGGAAGGGCAUUCUUCUUCCCAGCAUGUUAAUAAAAGAGAUUCAGUUGAUGCUCAAAAAAUGGCCUCCAAACUGCCCCCUGCUGUGACCAUUGGAUGUGAGACCACAGUUGAUUCUGGAAGGCUUUCAAGUCCUUCUUUGAGAACUGAGCAGCAGCAGUUCAGGAGUGUAGAUGUAGGGGCAAACCAGAGCCAAAAAAUGACUCAACAGGUUGCUCAGAACCUGCAAGUCUUGGGAGGUUCUGCAACUGUUGGCUUGAGGGAAGCUAUACAUGUCCUGGAUGCUACUUCAGCUGCUACUAUGGAAGAAAAUAGGGUGCACAAUAGGGCCAUUCAGAUGCAGAAACAAAGACCUGCAGAUGCUCCUAUUCCCACCAAGAAAAUGACCAAUACUGCAGCCCCCUAUCAGCCUCAAAACUCCCAGGAAAAUAGGGUGCACAAUAAGGCUACCCAGAUGCAGGGAUCAAGACCUGCAGCUGCAGGUUUGGAGCAAAAUUUGCAUGGUUUUGGCCCUAUUUCAGCUUCUACUCUGAAGGAAAAGAGUGUGCAAGUUGUGGCCCCUAAACUAAUAUCAAUUCAGCACAACAGUCAAGGUGUAGAUCACACUGAAAAUGUUGAAAAUGACCAACAUUAUGGUUGCAGUUUCAGCAUUACUUCAAGUGAUCAAACCUCUAGUCUUAGUUCCCACCAAGUGCAACAUUCUAACUCCAAACAAAAAGACAAUGUAACCAUUAGUGGUAUAGAAUUCUCAGCUAGUCCUAGUCCCUAUAACCAGCAAGCUACCUCUAAAACACUACGGAAAAAGAGAACUAGAAAGAAGAAACAAGAAAAGAAGCAAGAAGCUGCAACCCCUACCCCUCCAACCACUGCUGAUACAGGUGGAAAAGAUAACAAUGGUGAGGUGUUUUCAAACUCUUGCUCACAAUAUGUACUCUUAGAUCAAAGCACACCAAUAAGGAGCCCUGAUUUUAGUUGUGAAGACCCUCUUAAUCUUACCCCUUUGAAUAUUCAGCCAGCUCCUUUUACGCAACCUGAAAAUGCCACCAACAUCCUUUGCACUAACAAUGAUGCUCAAACUUCAACUCCUGAUAGUGAUGAUGAAUAUGGGGUUAUUCAUUCGGAGGAUGAAUAUGACCAAGACUUUCAAGGUGAGGUUGAACUUGAGAAUGAAGAAGAGACUGAUGAACAGUCCAAUAGUAUAGCUGCACCAUCCAAGACCACUACUAAGGUCACGAAUGAUGAGAUGAACCAGCUAGCUAAUAAGCAAGGCCUAUCACCUAGAGGCAUUCAUCACAAUCCAAAAUUUACAACUAUUCAUGCUCCUAUUAGCAGACCAAACACUAGGCUCCACAACCUUAGAUCCCAUCAAUGA